CCUGUAGGUCAUUUCUCAAGCUGUGGAGAUAGGGCUUUAGUUGUAGUGCUGGAUACAGGAUCUCUGUGACUUCAGAACUAUGGGAGCCUGGAGGUGCUUGCUUGUCCUUGCGGUUGCCCUAUUGCAGAAUGAUUUGGCACGUGCCGUGGUACCUUUAUUGUGCAGUUCAUCUGUUUGCCGAAUCAAUCCAACCUUGAAUACCAUCACUUUAGAGAAACCCUUCUGCUUCUUUACACAGCUUUCGCCAGCCAGGGUUGCCUUAUUCGUAGUGAAAACCUCUUCUGUGAACUGGAAUAUUGCACUGACAAAUCACUACAGAAACACGGAUGGUGGAAGUACAGCACCAUAUGUAGCAGACAAAUUUGACAACCCCAGCUGUUCUUCGAACCCCUCAAUUGCUGAUGUCAGCACGUAUGUCUAUCGUGUGGGAGCUAAUGACAGCUGUUUGAGUACUACAAUCUGCAACGGACCUCUUGCCGGCAACACGGCUUACAGUUUUAAGUAUGUAUUUUAUACUUUAACUGAUGGAUACUUGGCUGAGUCAGAGUGGUCCGCUCCAAUCACUACUAAGCAAGGUAAAUCUUCAGCAAACAUAGACACCUGGCCUGGUAGAAGAAGUGGUGGGAUGAUUGUCCUCACCUCCAUUCUCAGCGUGUUGACUUUCUUGGUCUUGGCAGGUCUAGUAGCUUCAGUGAUUACAAAUAUUAUGACACCAAUGAAACAACUAGAACCUACAAGACAUGAAAGUCGGUCUACUCAUAAUGUGCCCCAGAAGCCUGAAGUGGGAGAGUCGAGCGUCGGUGUCUCAGAUCACUAUAUUGCUCAUCCGGAAGCCUGAAGGAGCUCCAAAGAAUUUCGGUUGACAAUCCCUUUGAGGCUUUUGUACAAGUCAAAUGAUGAUUGAAUCAUAUUAGAAAGAUGGUUACUAGGGUCCAUAAUACCUAUUAUGGUGUGGUUCUCAUAAUGAUUGACUAAUAAAUUAAAGGGGUUAUACAAGAUUAUAAAAACAUGGCUGCUUUCUUCCAGAAACAGCACCACCCCUAUGCAUGGGUUGUGUCCAGUAUUGCAGCUUAAAAUGAGUAGCGAUAAUGCAAUGAACAGUGGACAGGUGUGGUGCUGUUUCUGGAAAUAGCCAUAUUUUUCUAGUUUUAAUUGACCCCCUUUACAUUUUUUUUUUCAAACGGAAGUCUCACUACAUUAAGUGCCUGGCUGAUGAUGUUUGCUGCAUGUGUAGCCCACCUCACCUUUUACCAGUGUGUAACAUGGCAGUCACUUUGCCACACAAUGAUGCCUCCCAUCCCCUUAGAUCACAUUUUUUCAAUUUCAUACUAAUAUCUAUAUCAGGUACUAAUGUUAAAAAUCACUGUGUAGAGUUUAUAUUUGAUAUCUUGUGUACAGAUGGAUUCUACCAAGGGAGCCUCUCCUUUUCUUGUACUUGAUCACUGCCAAAGUGUUAAAAGAUCAA
Messenger RNA from Bufo gargarizans (Asiatic toad), 1465 nucleotides. RefSeq names its product uroplakin 3A (gene UPK3A). The record is from RefSeq and is a predicted model, not a curated record. Bases 80 to 838 code for a protein of 252 amino acids. The transcript has 6 exons. Lineage: Eukaryota; Metazoa; Chordata; Amphibia; Anura; Bufonidae.